CCCUGACCUCGCAUCCCUGGCCCUUUAAAACACGGGAUCCGUGACCCCCUAGAUCCCUACCAUGCCCAGGAGUUUAAGCCUCGCCAUUACCUGUGUGAGAGAGUGUGGGAGUUCGCCGCCGGGCCACUGCACCGUGACCAGCCCUCGCCACCGCACGGAUACUGAGUAUAUUACUGAGUAAAGUGCUGAGGAUGCAACAAGAUCUCGAAGACGAGAAAAACGAAGCUACAAUUAAAGAUCUAGAAAGUAAAGUCAAAGAUCACGAAGCUGUUUUGGAGAAAAAGGACUUCGUCAUUCAAGAUCUAGAAAAUAAAGUCAAAGAUCACGAAGCUGCUUUGGAGAAAAAAGACUUCGUCAUCCACUCUAUGGAGGGUUCGCUGUUAGAAGCUCAAGCCGAAAUUGACAGAUUAAACAGCGAAUUACUCAAAAAAUCAGAGGAAGAAAAGAAGAAUCUUGAAACUAAUCUCAAAACCGAAAUUGAGAAGAGUUCAAAUUUGCAGAAAUCAUUGAAGGAGCUUCAGGAUAAAUGUUUAGACUUCGGCAACCGAUGCGUGCAACGGCUGAAGGAUGUCUUUCACUCAAUUGGAGCCAGCUCUGAUAAGUUUACACCUUCAGUUGAAAACCUGCCAAGCACCUUUGAAUAUAUUGAGGGCGAAGUUGAUGCACUUGACGAAGUUAUCGCUGGGCAUGCCGAUUUCUGCGCCCUGUUAGCUUCUCGGGGCACAGCUACUGCUUUCCUGAAGAGUGGCUGCACGCACCGGAAAAUUGUUAAUAGGCCAAACUUCAGUUUGUCACCAGCAGAUUUGAUUGACAUCCCCAGCCUAGCUCGAAGCAUAGGAAACAGGUUUAUGACUCAGAUUUGGAUAAACGGCGGGCGAAAAAUGGCUGGUGACGAAGCUCGAAGCCACCUUAAGCCAGAUGAUGAAGCUAAAGAAUGAUGAGCUGAAGCUUUAACAGAUGUUCCGAAAGACUUUGCUGCAGAAGAUUCUAGAGAAAAUUUUGUAAUAUGAUUGUAAAGAAAUUUAUGUAAAUUUGUGCGUACCUCGUAAUAUAUCUUUACCCCUUUGUCCGUGUAUAAUCUGCUUUGCUGUGGACGAAUUUUUUUUUUGAGCCGAAGGCGAAAAACACCUUCCCUUCUUUUCGUACACAACGAAGCAUGAAAAUUUCUUCUUUUUGUUUUUCCCGAAGCUUUAUCCUUAUAGCCAAAGCAUCUGCCUUCUCUGUAUGAUAUGAUGAUAAUGAUCCUAUAUAUGUCUAAAUGAAUGUUUAUGAA
Messenger RNA from Zea mays, 1273 nucleotides. RefSeq lists its product as uncharacterized. The record is from RefSeq and is a predicted model, not a curated record. The coding region runs from base 192 to 938 and encodes 248 amino acids. The transcript has 3 exons. Lineage: Eukaryota; Viridiplantae; Streptophyta; Magnoliopsida; Poales; Poaceae.